This is a messenger RNA of Naumovozyma dairenensis CBS 421, 1269 nucleotides long. RefSeq names its product NADH kinase (gene POS5). Bases 1 to 1269 code for a protein of 422 amino acids. NCBI's taxonomy places the organism in Eukaryota, Fungi, Ascomycota, Saccharomycetes, Saccharomycetales, Saccharomycetaceae. Gene Ontology annotation, molecular function: NAD+ kinase activity. The transcript has a single exon. Gene Ontology annotation, biological process: NAD+ metabolic process; NADP+ biosynthetic process. The record is from RefSeq and is a predicted model, not a curated record.
AUGUUUCUUAUAAGGAACCGUGUGACAACCAGUAGGCUGAUAUUUUCCAUUAGGAAGUACAGUUCCCUAGAAAGUCCUCCACUUGUUGAAUUAAAGAACAACUCCAAAUUUUCUGUCAUUAAGCCAGUGUCAAAUCUACGAACCAGUUCAACCGCUGAAUUUGUAACACCACCCAAUUCCAAAUUACAAUCUUUAAUUUGGCAUAAGCCAUUACAAAAUGUUCUCAUUACUAAGAAACCAUGGACACCUACCACAAGAGAGGCCAUGGUAGAUUUUAUUACUCAUAUUCAUGAUUCAUAUCCGGAAGUUAAUAUUAUAGUUCAACGUGAUGUAGCGGAUGAAAUAGCACAAGAUUUCAAGACAACGUUAAACCAUGAUCCUAAUCGACCUCAUGUAUUAUAUACUGGGACAGAAGAAGAAAUUACAACAAGAGCAGAUCUUCUUGUCACAUUAGGUGGUGACGGUACUAUCUUACAUGGUGUUUCCAUGUUUGGUAAUAAUCAAGUUCCACCCGUACUAGCGUUUUCAUUAGGUACGUUAGGAUUCCUUUUACCGUUCGAUUUUAAAGAACAUAAAGAAAUCUUUGAAAAAGUCAUUAGAUCAAGAGCGAAAUGUUUACAUAGAACACGGCUUCAAUGUCAUUUAAUGAAAAAUGGAUCUAAGGAUCCCAUAGUGACGCAUGCAAUGAAUGAUAUUUUCUUACAUAGGGGUAGCUCACCACAUUUAGCCAAUUUGGAUAUUUUUAUUGACGGUGAAUAUUUAACUAGAACCAUUGCAGAUGGUGUUACUUUGUCUACACCUACAGGAUCUACAGCGUAUUCUUUAUCUGCUGGAGGAUCUAUUGUUUCUCCACUGGUACCAUCGAUAUUAUUGACACCGAUUUGCCCACGUUCGUUAUCCUUUAGACCAUUGAUUUUACCACAUUCAUCUCAUAUUAAGAUUAGAGUUGGAUCAAAGAUGAACCAAAAUCAUAGGAAUAACGUGGUUAACCUUUCCAUUGAUGGGAUUCCACAACAAGAUUUACAAAUUGGAGAUGAAAUUCAUGUUAUAAAUGAAAUUGGUACGAUUUAUGUGGAUGGUACUCAAUUACCAACAGCAACAAUUAACAAUAGUAAUUCACAAAAUGAUUCAAAAAUUUCUAAAAAGAUUAAAAAAUCAGGCAUAUAUUGUGUAGCCAAGACAGAAAAUGAUUGGACUCGUGGAAUUAAUGAAUUAUUGGGUUUUAAUUCUAGUUUCAGAUUCGUUCGUCGCAAUAAAGACAGUGAAUAG